Molecule: messenger RNA, 744 nt
Organism: Mytilinidion resinicola
Lineage: Eukaryota; Fungi; Ascomycota; Dothideomycetes; Mytilinidiales; Mytilinidiaceae
Exons: 2
Coding region: 1-744 (247 amino acids)
Source: RefSeq, a predicted model, not a curated record
AUGCUAAGACGCGUCUUCCAAAGACUCUGCCGGCUCGUCUCUCAUCGCAUCAAACCAGGCACAUACCGCACCCCGCAGACAUCGCCGCAAGAACGCACAGCCUCCAAAAGCCCAAGCCCCCUCCAGCGUGUAAUAAAACCAGCAUGGUAUUUCGACCAACAAAACGCAGCUACUUACAACGCCGCGAUACCUGCUAACCAACUUCCGGACGAAAUCUUGCUAAUGGUCGGCGCCUAUCUCUCGCCGUACACCAAACUCCUAUUGCACCAGACAUCCCAGCGCCUCUCCCAAGUCUUCGCGCAGCGGGCUGGAUUCUUCCCGCUGAAUGAGUUCGACCCCGAGGUUUCACAGUUGGACAAGGUGCAGUUGAUCAAACGUGGAAUGCGUAUAUGCGUGCAGGAUCCUGAGAUUCAGGACCUCGUCAGCAAGCUGUCUGAAGCGAGGAACAGUGACUCGCUGAAGUGGUGGCGCUCAGAGGAGGGCCGCUGCACGCACGGCGAGGUUGGCGGCCCGUCGUGUGUGAGAUGGCACCUGCGGUUAGCGGAUGAGGGAGACUUCACGCCCACGCAGGGGGGGUGGAUAUCGGAUGCGGCGCACAUGACAUGCGAGCAGACGAAGUGGGCUGGGUCAAAGAGAGUGCGAAUCUGCGGCUGUCAGAGUCAGAUCGACGUCUCUAUGCGUAGAGUGCUGGGCACGGAAGUGGAGGAGAUAAAGCAAUGGGUUGAUGUGGUGAGCUAUGAGUGA